AUGCAACAACUUGACGCGAGGCUCAUCGAGGAGAUUAAGUACCAUGGUGCUGAUUCUCUGGAGGCAAGUCAUAUCCGGAAUCUAAUUGCUCAACGGUCUGGUGACCUCAGAAAAGCAUACAGAGGAGUGAUAGUUGAGCUUGCUGAUCUGCAUGAUCGGUCUGAGCGGAUGGCUUCCAAAAAAGCUGUUCAGCACGUCGUUGAUCUUGCCAAUUCGCGCAAUCUUUUUGCGCAGAUUUUUUCGUUGGAGACGGCGAAGGUUCACCUCUGUGAUAGGUGA
Messenger RNA from Cooperia oncophora, 279 nucleotides. NCBI's taxonomy places the organism in Eukaryota, Metazoa, Nematoda, Chromadorea, Rhabditida, Trichostrongylidae. The record is from the annotation of a GenBank genome assembly.